Microdochium trichocladiopsis is the source of this 1032-nucleotide messenger RNA. Its product is annotated as Asp/Glu/hydantoin racemase. Lineage: Eukaryota; Fungi; Ascomycota; Sordariomycetes; Xylariales; Microdochiaceae. Bases 156 to 887 code for a protein of 243 amino acids. The transcript has 2 exons. The record is from RefSeq and is a predicted model, not a curated record.
ACCCCUAAAUCGAACUUUGACAUCGACCUCUAACGAACCCUUCUGAGCCAUGGCACCUCCUCAAGCGCCUGUGAGCUGGGUCUCCCCGAGGGCCAGAUUUGGCCUCAUCGUGUUCGUUCUGUCCUGAUGACCAUAAAGGCGGUUUCAUCUACAGCAUGAUGCUGACCAUGGCGGAAAACUGCAGGCCAGCUACCAACACCGUUGUUGAGGCAGAGUUCAACUGGAUGACCGUGCCCGGCGUAUCAUGGCACAGCGGCCGCAUCGAGAUUGCUAACCCGGACCUCAGCGACGAUGACACCAUGGUCGCGUUCCUCGAGCAGCUCAGAGGCACCAUCGGCGCCGCCGUUAGCCGUGUGUGCUCGUGUCUACCCACUUACAUGGUCAUGGGCAUGUCGGCUGAGACAUUCUGGGGCGGCGUCGAGGGCGCGCAGCAGUUCGAAAAGUUCAUGGGCGAGGCCAGCAACGGCCUCAAGGUUACGACCGGCGCGCUCGCCGCAAAGGCGGCGCUGGACUGCUACGGGGCCAAGAAGAUCGGCAUCAUCACCCCGUACCAGGCCGUCGGGGACCAGCAGGUCGUCGACUUCUUCACGGCCGUGGGCUACGAGGUGCACAUGAUCCACGGCCUCAAGUGCGCGACCGCGACGUCCAUAGCCGAGGUCGACCCCGAGACCAUCAAGGACGCCUUCCGCAAGGUCGACGCCCCGGACGUCGACGCCCUGCUGCAGGCCGGCACGAACCUGCCCGUCGCGCGCAUCGCGCCCGAGAUGGAGGCCGAGCUGGGCAAGCCCGUCAUCGCCAUCAACGUCGCGACCGUGUGGCAUGCGUACCGCACCAACGGCAUCAUGGACAAGAUUUCGGGCUUUGGGUCGCUGCUGGAGAAGCAUUGAGACUUUGUUUUCUUGCUCUCCUUUUACUUCCACCUCUCUGUAUCUCCAGUUCGCACGUAGUAGAUAUCCACGCAUUGCACCUUGACGAAUCACAAAAUAGAAAAUAUAGCACUCCGUAAAAGAGUCGACAAGAAAUCCACAUACC